CUGGAACGCUCUCAUCAUCUGGGCUUGAGAAACCCAAAGGAAGUGCGCGCGACACAAGCGCGAACCGAGUUUGAAAGUGAUUUAACGGUUGAUUCGUUUAUUUCUUAAUUCGGAUGCGAGUAAACAAUCAGCCGUUUCCGGGUGUAACGAGAAAGUAUUGACUCAUGUGUCUGUAUCGGCUCCUGUGUCAGCUGUUUUGCUGAAGUAAAAUCGUUUUUUUUUUCGGGAUAGCACAUGAAUGACCAAGCUUACGGACGCAAGCUAAGUUGGUUAGCUGAUUCGCUAACAUUUAACGACAUUUAACGACUUUUGGAUUGGCAUUAAAGCUGAAAAUACUUCAGCUCCAAACAAAUCUCUCCUUUUUUUGCUGCAAGGACUGUAUAUUUAUAUAUAUAUAAUAUAUAUAUUAAUAUAUAUAUUUUUUGCGGAUAUAUUUAAUCGUUCAUGUGUCGCUUCAAAAAGUAGGUUUUCAGACAAGAUGCUAGAUGGUGAGUGGAAAGGCUGUGCGUAAUGCUGAAACGACUUAUCCAGAGUCACAAUGAGUGUCACAGAUGGCGAGGGCACAGCUAGCCAAGAUGGUCGGGCCUACGUUCUUCAAAUCUACCCCCGCCUCACCUUGGAGACGGCACCAUGCUGCAUAGUCAGAGUGUGCAAAGAGGCCACAGCGGCCACCGUCAUUCAAGACGCAGCUGCCACUCUAGGCCUGGAUGCCGGCAAGUGCUACGUACUGGCUGAGGUGAAGGAGAGCGGAGGGGAGGAGUGGGUCCUGGAGGCCACAGAUCUGCCGGUGCACAGGGUUUUACUGUGGCCCAGGAAAGCCCAAGAGGAGCAUUCACAGAGCGAGGGAUUCUACUUCAUCCUGCAAGAACGCAAUCACGAUGGCACCAUCUGCUAUGCUCACCUUCCAACUGUAAGCAGAGAGCAGGAUGCUCAGCACCUGGUGGCUCGAGGAUUUCUGCCUCCACGCCACGAGGACUUCAACGACCUCUGCAACCUUCCCAUUCUCAACGAGGACACUAUCUUGGCCAACCUGCACAGCCGUUUCCAGAAGAAGAAGAUCUACACAUAUGCUGGCAGCAUCCUUGUUGCCAUCAACCCUUUUAAGUUCCUUCCCAUCUACAAUCCCAAGUACGUCAAGAUGUAUGAGAACCAUCAGCUGGGCAAACUGGAGCCCCACAUUUUUGCCAUUGCAGAUGUCUCGUACUAUGCUAUGCUGCGCAAGAGAAUCAACCAGUGCAUUGUUAUAUCUGGGGAGAGCGGCUCGGGCAAAACGCAAAGCACUAACUUUUUGAUCCACUGCCUGACUGCUCUGAGUCAAAAAGGAUAUGCAAGUGGUGUAGAGAGGACCAUCCUGGGAGCGGGGCCUGUCCUGGAGGCAUUUGGCAACGCAAAGACAGCCCACAACAACAACUCCAGCCGCUUUGGGAAGUUCAUACAAGUCAACUACCUGGAGAGUGGAGUGGUCCGUGGGGCAGUGGUCGAGAAGUACUUGCUGGAGAAAUCCCGCUUGGUUUCCAGAGAAAAGAAUGAAAGAAACUACCAUGUGUUUUAUUACCUGCUGGUGGGGGUGUCUGAUGAGGAACGCAAGGAGUACAAGCUCCUGCAGCCAGAGAACUACAACUACCUCAAGCAGCAAAACUUUACUAUAGAGGAUGCAGACGACCUUCGGCACGACUUUGAGCGUCUGCAGCAGGCCAUGGAGAUGGUGGGCUUCCUGCCCACCACCAAAAAACAGAUAUUCUCAGUGCUGUCAGCCAUUUUGUACCUGGGCAACAUCAGCUACAGCAAGAAAGCCACAGGCAGGGACGAGGGACUGGAAGUGGGACCACCAGACGUGCUUGCUAAACUCUCAGAACUUCUUAAGGUCAAAGAAGAGCUGCUAGUCGAGGCUCUUACAAAGAGGAAAACGGUUACAGUUAAUGAUAAGUUGAUCCUUCCCUACAGCCAAAGCGAGGCGAUCACAGCACGGGACUCCAUGGCUAAGUCUCUGUACAGUGCUCUGUUCGACUGGAUUGUCCUGCGCAUCAAUCAUGCGCUGCUCAAUAAGAAGGACAUGGAGGAGUCCAUUCCGUGUUUGUCCAUAGGUGUACUGGACAUCUUUGGCUUUGAAGACUUUGAGACUAAUAGCUUUGAGCAGUUCUGCAUCAACUAUGCUAAUGAACAACUGCAGUAUUACUUUAACCACCACAUCUUCAUGCUGGAGCAGGAGGAGUAUCAGGCCGAGGGAAUUACAUGGCACAACAUAGACUACACUGAUAACGUGGGCUGCAUUCACCUUAUCAGCAAGAAACCUACUGGACUCCUCUAUUUACUGGAUGAGGAGAGCAAUUUUCCACAUGCCACAGAUGGAACCUUGCUAGCCAAAUUUAAACAGCAGCAUGAGAGAAACCUUUAUUUUGUGGCCACACCUGUGAUGGAGCCGGCCUUCGUCAUCCGCCAUUUUGCUGGGAAAGUCAAAUACCAGAUCAAGGAUUUCCGGGAGAAGAACACGGACCAUAUGCGACCGGACAUUGUGGCCCUGUUGCGCAGCAGCGAUCGGGCCUAUGUGCGCCAGCUGAUCGGGAUGGACCCGGUGGCUAUGUUCCGUUGGGGCAUCCUCCGUGCCGCCGUCCGUGCCCUUGCUGCCUUCAAUGAAGCUGGACGUCGCUGGGCUGCUAAAACCUCUGGUGUAGUGAGACCCGUUUCAAGAGUUCCACUUGGAGAGCUGCAGAGGUCCAACACGCCCAUUGAGAUGAUGUAUCGCCGGGCCUCUAUGCUUGAUUUCUCGUUUGAUCUCUCAGAAGAGCGCCCCCUAGAGGCUUUUGAAGACAUCUUUGCUAGUUAUGAAAGUAAAAAUGACAUGCACGCCCAAAUUAUCAGCUCCAUUAAGGACUUGGAGUUGGAUGGCGAAGACCCACGUAAGCUGCUUCAGUCUUGGGGUCGCCUGCGCUUCCCACGCAACCUUCUACAGAAGAACAAGCACACCAAGCACAAGCAGCUGAUUCCCAAGAACCUGCUAGACUCGCGCUCACUGAAGUUCGUUGUUGGCCUUCAUGACCGCACUACCAAGUCUUUGCUUCACCUGCACAAGAAGAAGAGACCACCAAGUAUCAGUGCUCAAUUCCAGACUUCCCUCAGUAAGCUGCUGGAAACUCUAGUGAAGGCUGAACCCUUCUUCAUCCGCUGUCUGCGCUCAAAUGCUGAAAAGAAGGAGAUGUUUUUUGACGAGGCACUGAUCCUGCAGCAGCUACGUUACACGGGCAUGCUGGAGACGGUGCGUAUCAGGAGGUCAGGAUACGGUGCCAAGUACACCUUCCAGGAGUUCAUUGAACACUUUCAUGUGUUGCUGCCAAAAGAUGCAUCUUCUCCAGAAGAAAUCUCAACUCUGCUGAAGAAACUUGACUUGGACCCCAAGACAUACCAGAUCGGCAAAACUAGGGUAUAUCUCAAAGAGUUGGAAAGACAAAAGCUUAAGGACGCACUCCACAAAGACGUUAUGCGCAAAAUCAUUUUCCUGCAGUGCUGGUUCCGAGCUAAAUUGCAGAGAAGGGAGUUCCUUCAGAUGAGACAGGCAGCCAUAGUUCUACAGCGCUCAUGGCGUGACAUCCGCAAGAGACGCUGGCUGGCAGCAACUUUGAUUCAGGCCACAUGGCGAGGAUUCAAACAGAGAGCAGAAUACCAGAACCGGCGAGCCUCUGUAACCAAAAUCCAGGCUCAGGUCCGAGGCCAUUCCGCUCGAAGAAGGUACAAUUCUCUGAAAGAAGAGAAGAGGAAGCGAGAGGAGGAAGAAGCCCAACGGAGGAAAGUGGAGGAGGAAGAGGCAGCCAGGCGAGUCCAGGAGGCAGCAGAGGUUGCUCGAAAACUACAGGAGGCUGAGGAGGCAGCCCGACAAGAGAGAGAGGCAGUUGAGGCUGCCAGAAGGGCACAAGAGGAAGCAAAGAGACAAAGAGAUGCUGAAGAGGUGGCUAGAAAGGAGAAGGAGGCAGAAGAGGAGGCAAAAAAGCUCUCUGAACUGAAGACAAAGAAGGAAGCGCCAGAGGCGCAAAUAAAUAAUCAGGCUGUCAUAGAAAUGGACAGAAAGAAUGAUGGCAGUGAUUUCGCACAGAAUUUGGUGGAAGAGGAAAGCCAGCAGUCUGAGGCUGGUCCUCAGCAUAAAGUAGAGCUUCAGGAUGAUCAAGUAGCACAUGAACACAAUAAGCCUUUGGAAGUCUUAGAUAAGCACAAUGAAGAUAUGAAAACUGAAAAAGAAGCUAACAAAGAGUCUAAUAUCAUAUCAACAGGAAAAGGUAUUCAAAUUAAAGUCAGUGCUGCCAAUACAGUUACUGAUAUUGUCCUCCCUAAAACAGAAGAUCAUGUAAAAAGCUCCCAAACUGGCAACCUAACAACUAACACCAUUCAGCCUGAUCCAGGCCAGCAAAGGGCUCCAAUUAUGGGGAAACUUCCUGCUUCCCGGAGUCAGGAAAAGAGAGAACUGAGAAGGCAGCGUGGUUUAGAACACAGCCAGAGGGAAAGUGUUCGUGCAGCUGCAGCAGGUAAAGAUGAGAGCUGCAAAGAACUGGACCACUACACCUUCAUAUCCCAGAAAAGCGAGAAGACUAAGAAAGAGACUGAAGAGAAGGUAAAGAACAAAGCUUUGACUCCAAUCAGGCCUACAACUUUACCCCUGGAAGUGCCUGCAUCUGAUGAGCCCAAACACACUCCAAAGACCCAGGAUGUGCGAACUCGGGAAAAGAGCAACACCCAGCCUGAGAGCAUGUUAAAAGCAUGUUCCCUGCAGGAUCCGCGCACUAAAACGUUAAAGACCUCCCGGUCAUUAGAUGAUGUUACAGAGUUUAAGACCUCAGAAGUCCCCACAGUUUGGCAGCCUCUGCCUCGUGUUGUUGAGGGUUCUCAUGGAGGAAGAACAAGCAGCGUGAAAAGGUCAUCGCAGGAUGACAGCCCUCAAACCCAUCCUCAAACUCCUGAAAGAUCAACAGGCUUCUUCCGGAAAAUCCUGAAGAAACGUCCUCAUAAAGAGGCUCAAACUCCAGAAGAUGGAGACCUGGUGCUGGCGGCGUCUUUCAGUGAAAAAGAAGGCAUCCCCUCCAACACUUCACGCACACAUCAUUCAGAGGCUCCCAGUGGACGUCCUAGUCGAAACCCCACUAUUAAGAUCAGCCGUGCCACACGAGUCACAGAGCAAUGGAAUGCCUCGCUGGACCGAGAGAUCACCAAUGCCAACGAGCUCCAGCACCUCGACGAGUUUUUAGGAAAUCAGGUUAAUGACCUGCGCUCAAGAGGAAAGCAGCUGUCAGCGACAGAGCACAUCUUUAUCACAGCCACCAUGCAGUUCAGAGAGAACAUCAAAAGCAUGUACUCUCUUUCAAAGCCUCACAUUGGAUAUAAGGGUCUGAUGAGAGGCUACCAGAGCAAGGUGAUCAGUUUAGCUGGCGAGCAGCAGAAGGGUGAGGUGCAGCUCGUUGUUAAUCUGUUCCAGUCUGUGCUCGACGGGUUUAUCAGGGGAGAGAUCAAAAGAGAAGAGGCUGAACCUGUGAAGCCACCAAAAGGUCGUAAAAAGAGGAGGAAAAAAGACAAACACAUGGAGAGUCCACUGGACCACGUGUUCAGCAAUUUCCAGGUGAACAUAAUGCAGUCAUGUGACCAGUGUUCUUCCUACAUCUGGGGGAUGGAGAAAGCCUAUAUGUGCAGCUAUUGCAAGCUGGUUUGCCACAAGAAAUGUCUGUCCAAAAUUGUCACAGACUGUAACACUUACUGCUCAAAAAAGAACGACGAGGACUCCAGUUCUCAGCACUUUGGUGUGCAUGUGUGUCGCCUGGUCACCGAUAAGGUCCCGGUCCCCAUGGUUCUGGAGCUAAUGCUGGAACACGUAGAGAUGAAUGGUCUCUAUACUGAGGGUAUCUACAGGAAGUCUGGCUCUGCUAACCGCAUGAAGGAGCUCCGGCAACUUCUCGAAGCUGAUCCUAAUGCAGUGUGUUUGGAGGACUACCCCAUCCACACUGUAACAGGUUUGGUGAAACAGUGGCUGAGGGAGCUCCCUGAACCCCUAAUGAUGUUUAAUCACUACAACGACUUCAUCCUUGCAGUAGAAUUACCUGAAAGGCAGGAACAACUUCAGGCCAUCUACAGGCUAAUAGAGGAGCUCCCUACAGCCCACUACCAGACUCUAGAGAGACUCAUUUUCCACCUAGUUAGGGUGUCGAGGGAAAAGAAGAGUAACCGGAUGACCUCAAACUCCUUGGCCAUUGUUUUCGCCCCUUGCAUCCUGCGUGGUCCUGACAGUGCUGACCCACUACUCAGCAUGAAAGACGUUGCCAAGACGACCAUGUGUGUAGAGAUGCUGAUUAAUGAGCAGAUGAGGCGGUACAUUGAAAGGCUGGAGGAAAUUGAACAGCUAGAGUAUGCUGAGACGCUGGCAAAGAACCAACUCAAACUGAAGAGAAGCAACACAAGCUGGCCUUUACCUCUAAGGUUUACCUCUCCUUAUAAAGGAGUAGCGGUGAAGGAGAAACCUACUGACCUUUGUGUGGUUCCUGAGAAUGAACCACUUGACUCAGACACAGAGGCUGAAAGGAACUUGGUGGAGCGAAUCAAGUCCAUCAAACAGGAGAAAGAGGACCUAGUCUGUAGUCUACCAGAUAUGGAGCAGCCAGGUUCAGAUCAGGAGAAUCUGGACUCGGAGGCCUCGGCUAGUUCAGAGAGUCUGUUAGAUGAUCGGUCUCACAGUUUGGACAUGGAAGGUAGAAUGAUUGCCGUAACACACAUCCAUGUACCUAAACCCUCUAGCUCCUCCUUGUCACCCCUGUUGACUUCAUCAGCAAGUACGAACUCCUGUUCCUCCAAUCCUGCAUCCGCAUCCUCCAGAAAUCAGCUCCAGCGCCGGCAUCCCAUCAUCCCCUGCACGCUUCGCUUGCCCCCUGGCGUCUUCACACUUGUACAGAGACGGCCACGGCCUGGACGCCGUAAAGACAGCAUUCAGUCACUCUUCAUUGGCUCUGGAACUGAACUAGAUGCCUUGUCCUCUCCAUCCUCUUCCUCUAUCCCGCAGGAACUCCUCCUCUCUUCCAGACGCUUCUCAGACCCUGACAUUGCUCAUAUCCAAGAUGGCGUUUGAUUCACGCCUAACAGAACGGUUCAGCCAGGAUGACUGGUUCUGCUCACCAAGCACUUUUCCUCUUCAUUAUUAAUGAUAUAGAAUUUUUAAUAGACUUUUUAAGUGCAGUUUUGUGGUGCAGCCUCAUGGGUGCUAUCAUGAAUCUAAACUCUACAAUAUUUUUUCUAUUAUUAUUUUAUGGUCAAAGAGCAUGAUGUUGCACCUUUUUGCUUCUUUUUCCCUUUAAGUUUUUAAUUGUGCCUUUGGUCUCUUGUCAGUGUAUAAAUUCAUGUUGGUUUGAGGAAAAGUAUGAGGUUGAAACACUUUUUAAAAAAAAUAAAUAAAAAUAAACCCAGAAAUGUUUACAACCAUUUUCCACCAACACAUUGCUGGUGCAGAUUCUGAGGACCAGAAUUUUUUUUUUUUAGCAAUUAGCAAGUUUCUUCAUUUUCCUUUUGCCUUCAAGCAUUUUUCAUUCAGAGUUAAAUUCUUAAAAUGUACACAGGACAAAGAGAGAGCAGGAUGUAUGUCAAGUAUGGAAUACUAGCUAUUUAUUCUCAGUGUACAGUUGCACAGGUUCAUUCACAUCUUGGAUAAACAAUUGAUCCUGAUACUAAACGGGUCACUGAUUAUUGUUGCAAUAUUCAUUUUUACAACUUUUGCAGUAUGUAGUGGUUUUAAUGGUAUGUAAAUAACUUCACUACCAUUUUUUGUUUGUUUGUUUUUGUUUUUUUUUUGUUUUUUCCUUCUCCAUAUCAGUUCUUGCUGUAUUGUAAUGCUGGAAACGGUUCAUCAUUAAUCACCACACACCACGUUGGUGGAAAAGCUCUUUUAAUGAACAUCUCAAUCUGUGUUGUCUCAUGGAUCAUUUUAAUCGUGCAAAGGAGCAAAAACAGCAUGAGCCACUUUCUCUCUGGUUGAAGAGACCCAGACGAAGCAACAUGAAAAAUGUCUGUACUUUUUACAGUUCAGUUUUACAGAAAAUUAACCAUAACCUGGAUCUUUUUAGUAAUUAGUAGGAUGCUGCGCUUAACGUCAUUGGGAGUAUCUGAGAAGAACUGUGUACUGUGUUUACUAAUGAUGUCACGUGUUUAACCCGCUGGUGUGUUUUGUGCCAUGUUGAUGUGUAGCGAGUGAGAACGGAUGUAUGAUUACAGUUUUAAAUGUCAUGCUUGCUUUUUUGUUUGUUUGGUUUUUUUUUUUUUUUUUUGUGGUGGGGCCAUGUUUGUACUCUUAAGUGGCGAAUGUUUCUGUUCUGCAUCUAAUGGACAGAUUUAUCGAAUUAUUUUCUUACAAUACACUUUGUACUUGCCUGCACAUUUGCCUGAUUUUCAUUCUUAAAAGUCUCAGAUUGGA
This is a messenger RNA of Tachysurus fulvidraco (yellow catfish), 8425 nucleotides long. It is a transcript of the gene myo9bl, whose product is annotated as unconventional myosin-IXb. Lineage: Eukaryota; Metazoa; Chordata; Actinopteri; Siluriformes; Bagridae. Bases 539 to 7090 code for a protein of 2183 amino acids. Gene Ontology annotation, cellular component: myosin complex. Gene Ontology annotation, molecular function: microfilament motor activity; protein binding; ATP binding. The transcript has 42 exons. The record is from RefSeq and is a predicted model, not a curated record. Gene Ontology annotation, biological process: intracellular signal transduction.